AAAUUAGCAAUUAUAACCUCUUUGAAAUGCAAAAUAUUUAUAUUUUCGUUAAUAUUGAAAAUCAAUUGCUGAAUUAAUGUUUUAAGAUAAAAUUACAAUGAAAGUUUCUGUUGGAGAUGUGGUUAUGCCAGGCGAUUACUGCGAAGAAAUUGCAAAAGCAGGAGAAAAAUCAAAAGUUAUAGUCGGCCCGGGAUUACACAAAGAAAGCAACCAAAUUUAUGUGACAAAAGCAGGAGUAUUGAAGAAAAAGAAUCCAAACACAUACUGGGUAGAUUACUAUCAAAAGAGGUAUAUACCAGCAAGAGGAGAAAAUGUUAUAGGAAUCGUUAUUCAGAAAGCUGGUGAUAUAUACAGAGUGGAUUUAGGUAGUAGCAUGUCCGCAGCCUUAUCGUACCUUUCCUUCGAAGGAGCGACAAAGAAAAACAGACCAAAUGUUCAGAUAGGUGAUGUUGUUUACGCAAAAACUCUUGUUGGUAGCAAAGAUAUGGAGCCAGAAUUAGUUUGCGUCGAUUCCUAUGGAAAGAAAGGUCGGCUGGGAGUUUUAACUGACGGUUUCUUGUUUAAAUGUUCAAUAAACUUGAUUAGAAAGAUUCUGAACCCUCAAUGUCCAUUAUUAGAUUCAUUGAAGAAUGAAUGGCCAUUUGAGCUUGCGGCAGGUAUGAAUGGGAGGAUUUGGAUAAAAGCAAAGUCAAUGAGAGAGACUAUUGCCUUAGGAAAUGCUAUACUGGGAGCAGAAUAUUUAAGUGCUGAAGAAAUUAAAGCAAUGUGUGCAAAUAUAGCUGCAAUAUUAGCAGGACAUGUAGCAUAAUUUAGUGAUUAAAAAUCUUUUAUAUAACUUUA
Papilio polytes (common Mormon) is the source of this 840-nucleotide messenger RNA. It is a transcript of the gene Rrp40, whose product is annotated as exosome complex component RRP40. The coding region runs from base 98 to 808 and encodes 236 amino acids. NCBI's taxonomy places the organism in Eukaryota, Metazoa, Arthropoda, Insecta, Lepidoptera, Papilionidae. Gene Ontology annotation, molecular function: RNA binding. Gene Ontology annotation, biological process: nuclear polyadenylation-dependent rRNA catabolic process; poly(A)-dependent snoRNA 3'-end processing; TRAMP-dependent tRNA surveillance pathway. Gene Ontology annotation, cellular component: nuclear exosome (RNase complex); cytoplasmic exosome (RNase complex). The transcript has a single exon. The record is from RefSeq and is a predicted model, not a curated record.